AUGGCGCCGCGCCCCGGGCCCCGCCUGUGGCUGGCGCUGCAGCUGCUCGGGGCCUGCGCCGCCCUCCGCGCCCUGGACCCGGCGCGGCCCGGCGAGGACGGGCGCUGCCAGCCCAUCGAGAUCCCGCUGUGCCGCGGCAUCGGCUACAACCUGACGCGCCUGCCCAACCUGCUGGGCCACGCGGCGCAGCGCGAGGCGGCGCUGCGGCUGCACGAGCUGGCGCCGCUGGUGGAGCUGGGCUGCCACGCGCACCUGCGCUUCGUGCUGUGCUCGCUGUUCGCGCCCAUGUGCGCCGAGCAGGUGUCGGCGCCCAUCCCCGCCUGCCGGCCCAUGUGCGAGGCGGCGCGGCGCCGCUGCGCGCCGGUGCUGGAGCGCUUCCGCUUCCGCUGGCCGGACGCGCUGGACUGCGGGCGGCUGCCCACCAAGAACGACCCCAACUUCCUGUGCAUGGAGGCGCCGGGCGACGGGUCGGACGAGCCUGGGGCGGGGCCGCGCGGGGGCUCCGGCCCGUUCCCGCCGCCGGCCCGCCCUCCGCAGCCGCGUCCCCCCGCGGGAGACGCCCCCGAGGAGGAGCCGCCGCCCCAGGAAGCCGGGGUCCCCGCCCCUGGGCGCCCCGCCGCCUGCGCCAACCCGGGCAAGUUCCUCCGCGUGGGCCGGGGCGCGGCGUGCGCCCCGCGGUGCGCGCCCGGCGUGGACGUGCUGUGGAGCCGCGAGGACAAGCGCGUGGCCGCCGUGUGGCUGGCCGUGUGGGCCGCGCUGUGCUUCGCGUCCAGCGCCUUCACGGCGCUCACCUUCCUGGCGGACCCCGCGCGCUUCCGCUACCCGGAGCGGCCCAUCGCCUUCCUGGCCGUGUGCUCCGGCGCGUCCUCGCUCGGCUACCUGGCGCGCCUGCUGGCGGGCGCCGAGAGCAUCGCGUGCGGCCGCGACGGCGGCGGGCGGCGCUUCGUGGUGCAGGCGGGGCCCGAGGGCGCGGGCUGCGCGCUGGUCUUCCUGGCGCUCUACUACUUCGGCAUGGCGGGCGCGGCCUGGUGGGUGGUGCUGACGCUCGCCUGGUUCCUGGCGGCCGGCCGGCAGUGGGGCCGCGAGGCCAUCGAGGCGCUGAGCGGCUACUUCCACCUGGCGGCCUGGGCCGUGCCCGCCGCGCAGGCCGGCCUGGCGCUGGCGCUGCGGCGCGUGGCGGGCGACGAGCUCACGGGCGUGUGCUACGUGGGCGGCCUGGACGCGCCGGCGCUCACGGGGCUGGUGCUGGCGCCGCUGGGCUGCUGCCUGGCGCUGGGCACGGCCUUCCUGCUGUGGGGCUUCGCCGCGCUCUUCCGCAUCCGCCGCGCCGUGCGCUCGGGUGGCGGCAGCACGCGCAAGCUGGAGCGGCUGAUGGCGCGCAUCGGGCUGUUCGCGCUGCUGCACACGCUGCCGGCGGCCGGCGUGCUCGGCUGCCUCCUGUACGAGCGGCGGCACGCGGAGCGCUGGCGGGCGCUGGCGGCGCAGCGCGCCUGCCGCCUGGACGCGCGCACGCGGCGGCCGGACUGCCGGCUGGCCGCCUCCAUCCCCGCGCUGGAGGUCUUCCUGCUCAAGACGGCCAUGGGGCUGCUGGCCGGCGUCACGAGCGGCGUGUGGGUGUGGACGGCCAAGACGCUGCGCUCCUGGCGCGGCGUGUGCGGCCGCCGCCUGCGCGGGCCGGGCCGCGGGAAGCCGCCCGCGCAGGCCCUCGCGCUCGCCCACGGCGGCGGCCACGGCCCCGGGGCCGGGAUCUACAAAAAGGCGCAGCAGCAGCACCCCCAGAAGGCGCACCCCGGGAAGUGCGAGCUCCCCGCACAGCCGCCCGCCUGCGUGUGA
Messenger RNA from Pipistrellus nathusii (Nathusius's pipistrelle), 1833 nucleotides. NCBI's taxonomy places the organism in Eukaryota, Metazoa, Chordata, Mammalia, Chiroptera, Vespertilionidae. The record is from the annotation of a GenBank genome assembly.